AUGGAAGGAAGGCCACCACCACCUUUUCCUCAACGUUUCCAAAAAUCUAUUCAAGAUUUUGAAUUCAAGAAAUUCUUGGAUAUCCUGAAGCAACUACAUAUCAACAUACUGCUAGUGGAAGUAUUGAAACAAAUGCCUAACUAUCUGAAAUUCAUGAAAUAUAGCUUAUCAAAAAAGAAAAGGUUGAGAGAUUUAGAAACUUUUGCUCUCACUGAAAGAUGCACAACAAUGUUGAGAAACAAAUUGCCACCAAAACUGAAGGAUCUAGGGAGUUUUACUAUACCUUGCUCUAUUGGAAACCAUUAUGUAGGAAAAGCACUAUGUGCUUUAGAUACGAGUAUAAAUCUAAUGCCUAUGUCUGUUUUUAGAAAGUUGGAAAUAAGGAAGGCAAGACAUACAAUUGUCACUUUGCAACUACUUGAUUGUUCAUAUGUACAUCCAGAAGGUAAAAUAGAAGAUGUGUUGGUAGGAGUUGACAAAUUUAUUUUUCUAGUAGAUUUUAUUAUUCUGGAAUGUGAAGCUAAUAAAGAGGUACCAAUUAUAUUUGGGAGAUAUUUUCUAGCAAUUCGCAGAACAUUAAUUGAUGUUCAAAAAGAUAAAUUAACUAUGAUAGUUAAUGAUCAGCAGAUAACUUUUAAUGUUUUUGAUGAUAUGAAGUGUGUAGAUAUAGAUGAAGAAUGCCGCGCUGUGGAGAUAGUUGACAUAAUAGUUCAGGAAGAAAUUGCAGUUUGUUAUCACAAUAACUGUAAUGAUGAUGCAAAUUUAAUUGAGUUGAUUGAAGCAGAAAUGAUUGAAGAGCUUAGUGAAUUGAUGGAUGUUAAGCAAAUCGAGAAUGGAGUGAGGAGAAGUUUGGAAUCAUUGAAUUUAGUGGACCGAUCUUUUAAACCUCCUCGACCAUCCAUAGAAGAUCAUCCUCUGUUGGAAUUGAAGCCUUUGCCAGCACAUCUGAAGUAUGCUUAUUUGGGAGACAGCAACACAUUGCUAAUAAUUAUUUUUGUGGCAUUGACAGUAGAUCAAGAAGCUUAA
Messenger RNA from Gossypium arboreum, 1026 nucleotides. RefSeq lists its product as uncharacterized. The record is from RefSeq and is a predicted model, not a curated record. Lineage: Eukaryota; Viridiplantae; Streptophyta; Magnoliopsida; Malvales; Malvaceae. The transcript has a single exon. Bases 1 to 1026 code for a protein of 341 amino acids.